Molecule: messenger RNA, 1095 nt
Organism: Microplitis demolitor
Lineage: Eukaryota; Metazoa; Arthropoda; Insecta; Hymenoptera; Braconidae
Product: lipase 1
Exons: 8
Coding region: 1-1095 (364 amino acids)
Biological process (GO): lipid metabolic process
Molecular function (GO): hydrolase activity, acting on ester bonds
Source: RefSeq, a predicted model, not a curated record
AUGAAUGUGAGUAAACUAUUAGAACGUGACGGUUAUUACGCAGAAACGCAUAACGUUACGACGGAAGACGGAUUUAUUUUGAGUUUAUAUAGAAUUCCUGGUAAAUUAAAUGCAACUCCGGUGUUACUUAUGCAUGGGCUGCUUUGUGCUUCUCCUUUGUGGAUUAUUUUGGGCAGAGAAAAAUCAUUAGCGUAUUUAUUGGCCGAUGAAGGAUACGAUGUUUGGAUGGGAAACUCCCGCGGAAGCACGUACGGGCUUUCACACGUAAAUUUAACGACUGACGAUUUUGAAUUUUGGGACUUCAGCUUUCAUGAAAUGGGUAUUUACGAUUUGCCAGCGACAUUGAACUAUAUUACGAAUAUAGUAAACGAUAAAAUAAUAUAUAUUGGGCAUUCCCAAGGCACAAUGAUAAGUUUUAUUAUGGAGUCUGAACAAACCGCACUUGGUGCAGAGAUGAUGAAAAAAAUAAAAGGAUUAAUUUGUCUUGCACCAGUUGCUCAUUUAGGACACGUACACCCACGUAUUCAUUUUUUCGAUUCAGCACUUCAUACAAUUGUUAAUUUUCUCCACAAUCUUGGGAUUCUGAACAGUGUUGGAGGUCAAUCGCCAAUAUUCAAAACUAUUUAUUCCCUCGGAUGCAAGUUAUUCAAAUUUGAAAAACAUAUUUGCGAAAACAUAUAUUUUUUUGUUGUCGGACCAGAGUACCAUCAAUUCGAUGAUUCUAUUUUGGGUCCAGUUUUAGGAAACUUCCCAGCCGGGACAUCAGCAAAAAAUUUACUCCAUUUUGGACAAGGAACUGAGACAAAUCGCUUCGCGAAAUUUGACUACGACGAAGAGAAAAAUUUAGAAAUAUACAAUUCAUCUUUACCACCCGCAUAUGAUCUGUCAAAAGUAACUUCUCCCGUGGCUUUAAUUUAUUCAGAAGCCGAUUGGUUUGCAAAUCCUACGGAUGUCGAGGCGCUUUUUCAAUCAUUGCCAAAUAUAAUAGACAAAUACAAAGUGGACUUUGAUAAAUUUACACACAUGGAUUUUUUAUGGGGAUCAGAUGCUAAAUCACUAGUUUACGACCAUGUGAUUGAUCUCCUGAUAAGUUAA